Molecule: messenger RNA, 11974 nt
Organism: Rhea pennata
Lineage: Eukaryota; Metazoa; Chordata; Aves; Rheiformes; Rheidae
Gene: PDZD2
Product: PDZ domain containing 2
Exons: 24
Coding region: 1-8058 (2685 amino acids)
Molecular function (GO): cytokine activity
Source: RefSeq, a predicted model, not a curated record
AUGCCCAUCACCCAAGAGAACGCGGGGCUCUUCCUCCCCCUCUUGUGCCAGUGGCUGCAGAACAGCCUGCGGGAGGAGGUGGAGGGUCCUGAGCAGAGCCUGUGUCGUUCAGCCAUCCAGAAGCUGAGAGAGUACAUCCAGCUGAACUUCUCUGUGGAUGAGAGUAAACUGCAGCAAAGUGGUUCCAGUACUUUAGACAUGGAGAUCUGCACAGCUUACUUAGCCCAGGAGAUGAGAAAAACUGAGGUUCUUGGUCUGAGUUUUGGGAACAUCCCUGCUUUGGGAGACUAUGGAGAGAAACGGCGGGGAGGAAAAAAGAGAAAGGGUCAUAAAGGUCCAGUGCUUGAUGUUGGAUGUAUCUGGGUGACGGACUUGAAGAAAAACAGCCCAGCAGGGAAGUGCGGGAGAGUGCGACUGAAGGAUGAGGUCCUUUCCCUGAAUGGACAAUUGAUGGUUGGCGUGGAUGUCAGUGGGGCAAGCUACUUGGCUGAGCAGUGCUGGAAUGGCGGCUUCGUCCACCUGAUCAUGCUGCGCCGCAUCAAGCGCAAGGCCCCGCCGCCUCCCUCCAACGGCAACACCGGCGACGGCUGCGAGCCCGGGGCGAAGCCGGGCCCCGAGCCGAGCGACAGAGCCGCCCGAAAUGGGAAAAGGACGAGGAAGUUCGGCGUCAUCACCAGGACGCCGGGCGGCAAGGAGAAGCCCGGCUCGGAGCCGGGCAACGGGCACUGCACGCCCAUGGAGGUGGAGGCCCCUCAGCCGGCGUCGUCGGCCGCGGCGGAGAGCGGCGCGGAGGAGCCGUUGGGCGGCGUCGGGGGACAGCAGCGGUCCCGGCUCUCGGACGGCGACCAGCCCGCCCAGCGAGAAGGUUGCCGUAUAUGGAAGAUGCAUAUACUGAAAGGGACAGAUGGACUGGGAAUCCAGAUAACAGGAGGCAGAGGGUCGAAGCGGUCCCCUCACAGCAUCAUCAUCACCCACGUGGAGGAAGGAGGCCCUGCACACAGGGACGGCAGAUUGACAUCAGGCGAUGAGCUCCUCAUGAUCAACGGGCAGUCGUUGGUUGGGCUUUCCCACCAGGAAGCUGUGGCCCUUCUUCGCUCUGCAGCUGGUCUGGUGCAGCUGGUGGUAGCUAGCAAGGAAUCUGCUGAAGGGGAUUUUCUGAAGUACCCAUCUACCAGUUUGCCAGACUUGCUUAGCACUUGCUCAGUCCAAGACACUAUCUCUUGCACUGAUAAUAAAGAAAAUGAAGAGCCAGAAGAAGAUGCGAAGGGAGUGAAUGUGGUUCCUGAAACUUUGGUUGCUGUCAUGGAAACAGAGAAGUCUGAAGAUCCAUCUUGUGCAGAAGCAUCCAAAGGAAACAACCAGAGUCCAACUCUGGGAAGUGGCAUAUUGAAAUACAGAAGUCGAUCCCAAGGUGCCGGAUCCCGGUUAGAAUCCGUGGGAGAAGAUGACGAGUUGACAGUGGAAAACGGUGAACCGAAUUACGAAAUAGCAGUGAAAUAUUCCCGGGGAGGGAGAAAACACUCUCUGCCUCAGCAGCUGGAAUCAGCAGGAGCCAGGCAGGACUACCAUAUUGUGAAGAAGUCUACCCGCUCCUUCAGUGCUGCCCAGGUGGAGUCCCCGUGGAGACUGACCCAGCCGUCCAUUAUUUCUAACAUUGUCCUGAUGAAAGGGCAAGGCAAGGGUCUUGGAUUCAGCAUUGUGGGAGGUCAGGAUUCUGCUCGCGGACGCAUGGGGAUUUUUGUGAAGACUAUAUUCCCAAAUGGAGCAGCUGCUGCUGAUGGAAGACUUAAAGAAGGAGAUGAAAUACUAGAAGUUAAUGGAGAAUCUUUACAAGGGCUGACCCACCAGGAGGCCAUUCAGAGGUUUAAGCAACUCAAGAAAGGCGUGGUGACCCUAACCGUGCGCACGAGGCUGCGCAGCCCCAGUCUCACGCCCUGUGUGACUCCCACCUUGCUGAGCCGUUCCAGCUCGCCCAGCUCCAGUGCUAGCGGAGGCACUCCUGUCCCUGGCUCCGAUGACACGGAUGGGUCCUCCUCCAGCCGCAAAGGUCCGGGCCCGAAGGAUAGGAUCGUCAUGGAUGUGACACUCAAUAAAGAGCCAGGGGUUGGGCUAGGCAUUGGUGCCUGUUGUCUCACGCUGGAAAAUAGUUCUCCAGGGAUAUACAUUCACAGCCUGGCCCCAGGAUCAGCGGCUAAAAUGGAUGGCAGAUUAAGCCGGGGUGAUCAGAUCCUGGAGGCGGAUUCGGUGAGCCUGCGGCACGCGGCGCUGAGCGAAGCCUACGCCAUUCUGAGCGAGUGCGGUCCGGGUCCGGUCAGCCUUAUCAUUAGCCGGCACCCUAACCCGAAGGUUUCUGAGCAGGAGAUGGAUGAAGCAAUAGCACGCACUACUCAUCGAGAGAGCAAGGACACCAGCUCCACUCAUGGUGCAGGAGCUACACAAAAAAGCACCUCACCUAGUGUGAAAACCAAACAAGGAGAGACCUCAUCUUCCCUCAGCUGGACUAUGAAACGCUUCCUGGAGCCAGCUAGCCGGCAGGGAUCCGUCAGUUCGGAGGCAGAACUUUCCCAGUACUUCUCGCACGAUGGCCCGAGCCAGCUGUCGUUCUCUGACGCUGUAACUGGCUCCUGCGAUGAAGAGCAGCUCCGUCAGAAGAGCAGGAACAGUUUGUUGGAUGACAGCUCUCUUCCUCCCGCUAGAGAAGCAGGAGUGGCAAAAGCAAAUGGUCCAGCUUCUCCAAGCAGCGGGAGGUCAUCUGGUGUGCACAACAGACACGGGGAUUCUGUCCGGCCGGGCAUCCUCAGCGACAGCCCCAAGUCUGCCCGCAGCCCCUUCCAUCGGCAGCGAAGGGUCGUUUUCUACGACGGCGACGUUAGCGAUGACGACGAAAGCUCCCACUUGCAGAGAGGCCAGAGGGCCAAGAGCCAGGAGGACUCCGGCCUUGUCAUUACAACCUCGUGCGUAGAAAUCGAUGGCGAGAGCCAGGAUGGCGAAUCCCCCCGAUAUAUUGGCACACAGACAUCUUCCCCCCACUUCAGCCGCGCUGCAGAGUCUGCAGACGGUGCGCUGGAGCAAGCAGACUCUCCGUUCUUCCCGAUCAUAGCGUUUGAUUACUCAAGCGUGCCCGAGGUUCGUCUCGGCAGCCUGAGUCUGAAGGAGCUCCGGGAAGCGCACCUUGAAUCUAAGAGAUCUCCAAAACUGGAGCACCGAGCUGUCACAAGAGUGAAAAGCAUGAUGAGCACCGAGUGCCGAAGCCUUCAGAGGCAGAAGACGGAGGAGCAUGCUUCUUACAGCAAGCCCAUUGCGAGGACACUCCCUCACAGCAAAAAGGCCGAGGUGCCCGACAGCGCCGGGCAGGGCCAGGGUGAAAUAGUCACUCUGGUUCGCAACGAGCACGAGUCUUUUGGCCUAGAUCUGGAAAUCCAGGCCAUGCCCUUAAAGGUGGUCGUCACGGGGCUGCGGCCAGGUGGAGCAGCUGAAAGGGGAUCAAUGGGCAAGAUGGCUGUGGGAGAUGAGAUUACCACUAUCAACAGUAUCCCCGUCAAUAAGAUGACUUACGAGGAAAUCUGCUUGCUCAUGCAGUGUCUUCCCACAUCUGUAACCCUGGAGAUCCAGAAAGCAGCAUCAGCUGUCAGCAGAUUUACCAACCUUAUCCUGACUCCAGGGCUAGAUGGUCAAAAUCAAACUGAUCUCAGCAACCUCCUUGUGGCUGAAGAAGAGAGCUGUGAGAAGCGAGGAGGAGCCUGUUUGCAGAAUGAUGGUCCAGGCUGUGCAGCGGAGAGACCAACACUGCCACCUCAUGCUAAGAACAAAGAUGUACAAACAGGCGCCCCAAGAGGCGCUGAGGACAGCGCUGCCAUCCCUGUCACCAACAUCGAUGACUUGCUCGGCCAGGUGAGCGCCCCAGAGGGCGGAGGUUCACGGACCCCGUCGCGAGCGGAAAGCCCCCUCCGAGAGGAGUACACCACGAUGUGCUGCUGUGGGACUGACGAAGGCUGUCCUGGCUCCGAGCCACGGCCAGCGAAGAAGGAGCUGCUGGAAAAAACUGUGAAUUGUGCAGCUAACACACAAGGGGUUUUGGGGCUGUCUGCGUUAGACUCCAUUAACCCAGGCAAACUUUUUACUGUGAAUAAAAACUCUUUAAAUAACUAUUCUAGGAAUUUUAGCAGUUUAAGUGAGGACGAGUUGCCUGCGACAAACUCUCUGGAAGGUAAGAGAAGUGACCCGUUGCCAAAGUCUAUGUAUGGGGCCGCAGAGGAUUCUCACUCGGACACGGAGUCUGUCACGGAAACCUUUGACGCUGCUAGUGACGUGUUGCUCAUGCCCUGUGCUGCUGCUAAUGCCCCUGCAGACUGUGCUAUAACAGAGUCGGAUGAGGAGCAAAUCGAGAUUUGUUGCACAAAUAACGAGCCGCAGAAGCCUGCUCAGGAGCAGCUUCUUCCAUCUGUGACAAGCUUAUCCCCUCUGUCCUCCCCGAAUCCUUACAGCAGUGGAGUUUUGCAGACUGAGGACCGCACAAUGUGCGGGUCGUUGGAGAUGAGCAUUAACAAACUAGAACUGGAAGAUCGGACUGGUUCCACCCCAGGUGCCUCACAGCAUUUAGAUGUCUCCUCUGCAUCCCUCUCUUCUCCUUCCUCAGUUUUCCUGCCAGAAGAAGACACCCUAAAAAAUUCAGUAGGUAUCCCUGAAGUUUACUCUUUGUAUAACAAUUGUGCCUUAAGUGCAGAAGAACAUAAGGGUUUGGGCAGCGGUGGUGGACAUAUGAAAUGCUGUGAAUCCCUUGAAGAGGAAAGGUCUCUGCACUGCAAAAAGGUGAACUGUUGCUCUGCUGGAAAUGUGAAUGGCUUGGAGAGCAACUUGCUGGAGAAAGAGGAAUAUUAUGAUGAACAAAGAUCCACAUUUGAAAGUGAAACAGUUGCUGAUGACUGUAAUCACACCAUUAGUUAUUGCUUAGCAAAGAAAGAAACCGACAGUUUGUCCAACUUGUCUAAAACAGACUGCAGUCAUGGGAAUGCAUCAUCACAAAGAGCAAUAUCACUCAGGUCUCCCUUUCCCACUAGAUCUAAAGAUCCAAAGGCUAAUGACUUGCCAGGGAAAAAUGAGAAAAUUAACUCUGUGACUUCAGGAAGGACUUCAAAUGCAAAAAUCCAAAGCUCAGGCAUAAAUCACUGCAAAGGAGCUGCAGUACCGCACAGCCCAUCCUCACAGAAAAAAUCCUGUCAGGAGUCUAAGGCACAAACAGCACAAAAAAAUGUAAUGGAAACCCUUUUAAAUAACCAGAAGGCCAAAGCAGGACCAAAGCUCAAGGGCUUCAGUAUCAAAAGCAAAACAAAGGCAAAUUCAGACUCUUCUGGGAUUAAUUCUACCAAAGUCAACGGGGCUGAUCAGAGAAGGCCUUCUGUUUCUCCACAGCUGUCCCCUAAGCUCCAAGGGAAAAAAGCACCAUCGUCCCGUAACUUACCUACAAAUGCAGAUCCUGGCAAGAGUGUUUCAGCAGUCUCAAAGACUCUGAGGUCAGAGCUAGAAAAUAAACCAUCUUUGGUCAUUUCUGAAGAAUCCCUCCUGCCUUUCCUGAAUGGCACUAGCAGCCCGGUAGAGAGCAGUGAAAUGAAAUGUGGUGGCUAUGGGGAGCUAACGGAUCAGCAGCAGGGAUGGGGAAAGCAAAAAGAAAAGCAAGGUUUUGCGCAAACUGAGGUGUAUCAGGGUAAGGCCCUUAAGGUGGAUGAUUUUAGAGCCAGGGACAGUCAGCCCAAUGCAGCUUCAUCCCCUAAAGGGAUACCAAAAGUUGAAUAUGUGAGAGGGAGAACUGAGAAUCCGGGAACAGGCCUGAACUCAAUCAAGAGCGUCAAUAAUGAAGAUGACCUUAAGCAAUUAGAUCUGCAGAACGCAGGAACAUCUGCUAGAAACUCCUCCUCUUUGAGGUCUCCUCCAGUUCAACAGGAGCAGCCAGAAGGACAGGAGAUUCAACGCACUUUCAUUGAAGUGAGGCUCUCCUCUUCCUCCUCAUCUUCCUCCUCUUCCUCCUCUGCUUCUUCCUCACCAGCACCAUUUCUGCAGCUGCCAUUGAUGGAGAAAACAGAAGAGGCAAACACAGAAGUGCCUCAAUUGACGGAGGAGAUGAAAGCCACACAGUAUAUUUCUAAAGUGGAUGUCACUGGAGAUAGAAAUCUCUGUGGCUUGUCAAAACCUGUGACAAGGACUUACUCAGUGCCAGCCCAGUUGUCAGGGCACUUGAGAGAGGAUUACAAUGGUGCAGACAUUUCACCUCAGGCUGUGCAUUGCCCUCAGAGCCAUGGUGCAGAUGAGAAAUCCCCCCAUUCAGAGACGGGAAUGUUAAAGAUGGUCCAUCUCAAUCUUCUGAAUGGCCAGGGUGGGAAGGAGCAGGCAUGCGCUUCCAAAAGUAUCCAAAAGGUGCCUGGUGACUCGCCUUUAGCCAGUGACGUUAGCUAUCCCGCCACUGAUAAGCUAAGAAAUUUAAGGAGAAAUUACUAUUAUUAUGAACUGAACUGGCCACAUGAACCUACCUCAUCUUUCUCCGUGAAACAGAGAAUCAAAUCCUUUGAAAAUCUGGCGAAUUUUGAUAGGCCUGUUGUUAAGGCUAUAGAUAUUCACUCAGCCUCUAAAACACCUCUUGGCAGAAGAUCAUGCAAUGGGAUAGGCGCUGGAGCUGCAACCAGCCCAACCGAGGCGUCACGGGCGCUGAGACGAAGCUUAAGCUCCUAUGGCAGCAGUCCGAGUCAGGACAACGCUCCAGCAUCGCUGCAGCUGAUGAAGUCAUCCAUGAGUGUAGACUUGUCACACGCGGUGAAGAAUUCAGCUGAGGGCACCAAAGAGGCAGGUAAAUCGGGGAAGGAAAGCGCUUUGGGAGACCUGGCUGCCUUACCGCCCUCGGUGUCGCAGGUCCGACGGAACCGGAGUCACGGCCGGCAGCUGCUGUCGCGCUCCAAGCUUCGGGAGCUAAGAGCCCUCAGUAUGCCUGACCUGGACAAGCUGUGCAGUGAGGGCUUCUCCGGGGACCCGCAGGCCGGUUAUUUCAGAACAGAGCUGGAAAUCACACCUAGGAGGUCACUCGGUUUGCUCGCAGAGAGCAAUGCCAACUUGAGUGCAUCUUCUGCCCUCUCCAACCUUGCAAGUGGGACUAGAGUGAGCUCAAAAGGGAGCAGUCCUUGGAACAGUGGCUCGGGAACACCAGGGUCAGCUUCGGAGGAUGACGCUGCAUUUGACAGCUCUCCGGAUGGGAAACCUUCAGAAAAAAGCUGGUCAGUCAGCUUGGAUCAGAUGCUAGUCUCAAGCCUGGACCAGCAAAAAUUACAGUCUGUUUUGUCAUCACUAACUCCAAAACGUGAUGUUGCCACAAUGCUCCAAGAAGUCAAAGCACAAGUAAAGAGCAAAGAAGAUGCAUACUUUGUAGUCCUCCAUAAAGAAGAAGGAGCUGGCCUGGGAUUUAGCGUUGCCGGAGGAAUAGAUCUGGAGCAGAAAUCAGUCACAGUCCACAGGGUGUUUUCAAAGGGAGUGGCGUCUCAGGAAGGGACUAUUCACCGAGGAGAUCUCGUUCUGUCAAUCAACGGCAAGUCCCUGGCGAGCUCCGUCCACGGGGACGUCCUGAACGCGCUCCAUCAGGCGAGACUGCACAAACACGCGGUCGUUGUCCUCCAGAAGGAAAAAGACAAAGCAAACAAUUUCUCCAGACUUGAGAUAGCAGCUACUGGCAGAAGAUGUGUGGGGUCUGGAAAGGAUGUUGCCAUGGAAAUAGGAACAGAUCCAAACCUGGAUAUGAAUGAUGUCGUCUGUGUUGAAUUAUUGAAAACCUCUGCUGGCUUGGGAUUCAGUCUUGAUGGUGGGAAAGCUUCGAUUGCUGGGGACAGGCCCUUGCUUGUAAAAAGAAUAUUUAAAGGUGGUGCUGCAGAGCAAGCUGGAAAAAUAGAAACUGGAGAUGAAAUUAUCGCAGUUUGUGGAAAAUCGUUACUCGGUCUCAUGCAUUACGAUGCCUGGAACAUCAUUAAAUCUGUACCGGAGGGUCCUGUUCAGUUGCUGAUCAGAAAACACAGAACUUCGGUAUGAUGGAAGCACUGCAUCUAAUCACAUCUGCUAAGAACAAAUGUUUAAAACCAUCUUGAAGUUGUCUUUCCAUUUCUAACGCCACUCGGCAGUGUCUUACCGCCCUCCAGAGGAGUGCGAAUGGCCCCAGAGAAGCCCUGAGCACGCGUGCGGUGUGCCUCAUCCCAUCUCACCUGGUUAGCGGGGAUGUCGGAGGCCGAACACUACCGAGAUUUUUGUGUUAUGUGGCAGUUUUGAUGGAACUUCAAGACAUUUAUUCAGGCUUGGUUUAAAAUAUUUUGACUGAGAUAAAUAACACUGUGCCUGUCCCUGAUGUUUUUAGUAUCUGCAGAGUGCUGGGAGCAUAGGAUGUUGGUUGCCCUCCUGUUGACAAGGAUGGGUGUUUAGACUGUACUAUAUCACUUAGCUAUAAUUUGACUUCAGGGCACUUGUUUAGGGUCUGGUCUUUAUUUCUUAUAAUAAGAGAAUGUCUGGAACAAUCUCACUUUAUUCUUCUAAGUGCAGUUUUGCUAAAAAUGCCUGACAAAAGAGAAGUAUAAUUUUGCACAACUUUUUAAGGCUAAAACGUGAGCGUUUUAUCACAAAGCUGAAAAAUCCUCUUAAAAAUGGUGAACUAAGUAUCAUCACAACUGAAUCUGUUCUUAGCAGCGAUUUGUAUCCAGAAGUACUUGGCAUUAAUGCAGCAGAAAUCUGUGUGCAGGAAAAUCAUGUCCAAAUAUUAGGUGAUUGUCCGCCAAGGUGUACAUUGGGCGAUUAGUUGUGAUUAAAAUGAGAGCGAUAAAAAUUGAGGUCUGAUUUUUAAAAUUUGGGCUUCUGACCUUAGGCACCUUUAAUAUAUGUUUUAAAAGUUGGGAUAAUUGCAGAUGCUGAGCACUUGCCAGUCCCACAGAUGCCAGCGAUUGCUGAUGAUGUCCAAAAGCCGGGCCGGUUUUAUUUGAUGACAAGAGGUUUACAGCUGCCUAACUUUAAACACUCAAGCUUGAAAAUAGUGGUCUAAGGAUGCAGAUUUUAACAGAUUAAAUCUGAACUGGCCAUAUUUGUGGUGGCUUUCCAUCAUUCUUUUCUUUUCCUGUCCCCUGUUUAUUUUUGCUUUUUGUGGAAGUGGGUGCGUACAUGUGUGCUGCUCGUAAGGUGUUCAUGACCCUGGCAGUGGUGGGAUGGGGCUGGUGCCGAUGGUUCUGGAUGGUGAAAUUGGAAAAGGUUUUUCUAGAUUGCAACUCACGAGGAGAAGCUGUGCUGUAGAUAGAGCAGAAUCGUAGGGUGACGGUGCCACCUGUGCUUAUUUUGGCUUUUCCCACCACUGCUCACGGUUGGUGUCAGUAGUAGGCGCUUCUGCUGAGAGGUACUUACAGCAGGUUGUAUCGGGAGGAGAGUGCGUGGAUGCGAGAGUAGCUUGUAGCGGGCCACCAGCCUCGUCAGCUGAGGACAACCUGAUUGCUUCCAAGCUUCCAUGGGAGCCUCAUGCUGAGGGCGCCCAGCCUGGAGCUGCUGCAGACCUGCAGCGCUGUUGACAUUCAUGGGGAGCCAGGAGGCCAGGUAGCUGCUACAGAAAGGUCUGGGCUGGUCGCUUGAGCCUACACCGAGAUGGUGCCCUAGUUCAGUUGGUAUUUAUUCAACACAGCCUGUCGCAGUUGCCUGCAGGGUAGUGGAGCGCUCGCUUUGGUUCAGCCUUGGUAGGCUGCAGCUUGCUAUGUGCAGAAGAAAACGCCAUUCUGCGAGGCCGCCCGAGACCAGGCGAGCAGGAAGGCUGUGCCACGUUUGCUGACGAAUCAAUAGACGUAAUUCUUUCUCGGUGACACGCGUUAACAUGGGAAUUCAAGGAGAGCUCUAGCUCUAGGUUGCAGGAAAGGCGAUGCUGGACCGGCUGCUUGCCUUGCAGAAUUGCUACUGAAGCUAGUUCAGGUCCAGCGCUGUGAAGUGGCGGUGGAGAUGGUCCCUCGUGACGCCAAAGCUGGGCCGCUCCGCCGGGACCAGCCCUUGCCUUCGGCCACCCCGGGGCAGAUGUCGGGAGGGGGCCGGUGCCCGCCCCGCGCAGGGGGACCAUGCUGCGCCUGCGGGCCUGUGCUGGGAAGAAGAGCUGAGCUGUGCUUGUCAGUUGAAAACCGGGGAGAAGACAUUUGGCAAUGACAGACAAAUUGCAAGGCCUUGUUCAGGAACGACCAAAAUCUGAUUGUAACCGACAGUGUGUAUAAUAGAUACAUAAAAUGCAUGUGGAAUUUAAUGCAGCGUAGUGACUACAUACCUGUAUAUGUAUAAUACGUACAAGUGCAGUACUGACGUUUUGCUACUUCAAUAUGGUAAAUCACAAUUGUGUUUUAGGAAAUGGCAUUUCUUUCCAGUCCACGGUUUAAAAUUCAUGAAGUCCCAACCCAGGGAGCAUGUUGCACCCUCACUCCUAAGCCAGUGUGAACUCAAAGGUGAAAUCUUCAUUUUGUAAAUUAAACUUAAUUUGAGAUGUCUUAAAUGUGGUGAAUAUCUUCAGACACUUAUUUGCAGGUACUGUUCAUUGUGAGUGAUUUAGUAAGCUUUCAUUUUUCAGUAGUCAACUACUGUUCAAUUUUUUAUUUUACAUGCACGUAGAUAUGUGUUGGAUCAGUAACAGCAAAGGGGGAAUUUUUGUGUGUGAUUCAGUAGUGACUAUAAUUUAAAAGAUAGAUUUAAUGUUCAAAGUCUAAUAGUUAAUAUCGAUAGAACGACACACUUCUCUACUAACUUUACAGCAAGAAAAAGAUUACUUUAGCCCUGAUUGUUUGUGUCCUGAAAUAACUAUUUUUUGUGAAGGAACAGGAAACAUCCUUAGUGAUGCUACUAGCAUUGCUGUCAUUGCAGUAGCAUUUCCAGAUGCCUCUGUUGAGGUGACAUUCCCUAUAAAAGUCCCAGAAUUUUUUGGAGAUAGUUCUGCUUUAUUAAGAACAGGAUGGGUAGAUCGAACAGAUGUUGUGAACCUGCCAUUACACAUCUGGCAAAGUAAACAUCCUUACUUUUCUGAGUGCCUGGUAAUGCUAAAAUGGCAGAGGGAGUUGCGUUGGUUCAUCAGUAUUCGAUAGGUUCAUGAGCAUUUUUAGUCUUGCUUAAUGGCACGUUGGUCCCUGAGGCAAUUCUGUCCAUGCAGGAGAGCUGGCCAAGCCCUAUGAGGGUGGUGACUCUGCAGGGAGUCACAGCUACAACUAGGAAGACAAGAAGUAAGGUUGUAAAUACGUGCUUGAUCCCAGACCAGUCCCGAAGGCGUUCCAGAUGAGGCCGAGUUUCCUCCGAGAUGGAGUAGGUCUGGCAAGGCUGCCUCCUGGGCCUGGAGCAGCUCAGGAGGAGGCACGUCCCGGGUAGGAGAGCAGGCUCUAGUGUGAUACUGGGCAAUAGCAUGUCCUGCAGUGUUUUGCACCUGGAAGCAAUAUCAGGUGGGGAGAGAGCAAUAUCAGAUGAUUUUCUUGCUAAAAAGAUUCCUUUGAGGGUAACUAAGUAUUAAGAAAAUGUUGAGUGAUUCAUGUUUCCUAGUAACUCUUGCUUUAUAACCCUGGUUAAUAUUCUGCAGUUGUUCUUGUCAAAGGUGGAAGGAGACAUUCCCAGAGAGGAAUGUUUACAUGCUUCUGCGUUUAGGGUAUGUAAAUGUACACAUGGAAGUAGUGAGGAGGAGUAGGCUAGAUCAUGUGAAGAAUUGGGAUCCUACUCUAGGUAGAUUUUGUGUAUUAGGCUGAUACACUUAUUGUAUGAUACUGUAUAUUUACACUUUUAUUUAUAUAAAUAAAAUUUCUUCUAAUGAAAAUUGUUUAAAAUGCCUUGUAUAUUAUAAAAAGUGAGUGCAAUAACAUGAAAUAGAUUGUACAUUUUUAAAUUUGUUGUCUCUGUUAUGUAAAUCUGUAUCUCCAUAAACUGUUUUGUUUGGGUUUUUUAGUGAUUUUGAAAAUAAAUGGUAUCCUUAGUA